Brassica rapa (field mustard) is the source of this 1734-nucleotide messenger RNA. Its product is annotated as E3 ubiquitin-protein ligase PRT1. Gene Ontology annotation, biological process: proteasome-mediated ubiquitin-dependent protein catabolic process. NCBI's taxonomy places the organism in Eukaryota, Viridiplantae, Streptophyta, Magnoliopsida, Brassicales, Brassicaceae. Gene Ontology annotation, molecular function: zinc ion binding; ubiquitin protein ligase activity. The record is from RefSeq and is a predicted model, not a curated record.
UUAAAAAAUAUACAAAAUUAAAUAUUUGCUUUUUGUGUAUACAAAUAUAAAACGACGAAACAUGUUUUUGGUGCGUGAAAGAUCAACUAAUUUUCUUUAUUGAUUUUUGUAUUAAUAACUAAAUUUAAAUAAAUUAAAAUACUUUUUUCUUUAAAAGUAAGAGCUUUUAAAGUCGAUUUUCCUAAUCAAGAUUAGUAAAAUUUUCUUUAUCCACCAUAUCAUUCCUAAAUCCGUCCCUUAGCCCCUAAGCAAAAACAUCGCACCGUCAAAAUCUCAGAUCUCUCUCUCUCUCUCUAUUUUCGUUUUUGUCUGAUAAUUUUGCAGAAAAUUUGAUUUCUCAAUCCCAAUCUCUACCUAUGGAGGAUGUUGCAAUGAAGAACGCUGAGCUCAACGAAGAAAUAUCCGACAAGUUUCUCUGCUGCGUUUGCCUGGAGCUUCUUUACAAACCGAUUGUGCUAUCAUGUGGUCACCUAUCGUGUUUCUGGUGCGUACACAAGUCAAUGAACGAGCUGCGAGAGUCUCAUUGUCCCAUUUGUAGAGACCCUUAUGUUCACUUUCCUGCUGUUUGCCAAAAGCUUCACUUCCUCCUCAAGAAGAUUUACCCUCUUGCCCACCACAAGCGAGAAGAACAAGUUCUAAAGGAGGAACAAGAACUAGAUUGUUUUUCACCUCAGAUUGAUGAACCAAAGCCUAAGGAGGAGUCUUCAUGUAGUGGAGCUUCUCUACAUGUCUCUGAUGAGCGGAAGGUGGAAGAGUGCUCUAAUGCAGAAAGGUUACUAUCAAGUGAAGAACCUAAUGAGAAUAACAAAGUCAUUACGCAAAUUUCAAAAGAUGAUUUGCUCUGUUCAGCGUGUAAGGAGCUGCUAGUGCGACCCGUGGUACUCAACUGUGGACAUGUGUAUUGUGAAGGAUGCGUAGUAGAUAUGUUUCAAGAAGGCGAAAAGAUCAAAUGUCAAGAGUGUCAUAUCUCUGACCCGAGAGGGUUUCCGAAAGUUUGUUUGGUUCUUGAGCAGCUUUUGGAGGAGAACUUUCCUGAAGAGUACAAUUCAAGGAGAAGUGGGAUUCAGAAAUCGAUUGCCCAUACUAGCAAAAGAAACAUUCAAAGCUCUCACAAAGAAGGCCCAUCCUUAUCAGGCGAGAACAACAAUGAUCUUCCCUGGUGGGCAAACCCUGCAUCUAAUGUUCACAUCGGAGCUGGUUGUGAUUGUUGCGGAGUGUAUCCAAUCAUAGGGGAAAGAUACAGAUGCAAAGACUGCAAGGAAGAGAUUGGUUAUGACCUUUGCAAAGACUGUUACGAGACUCCUUCAAAAGUUCCAGGGAGAUUCAACCAACAACACACCCCUGACCACAGGCUUGAGCUCGCCCAGGUUCCUCAGGUUCUUGUCAAUAUCGAGUCUAUCGGCUUCCUUCUAGGUCCGAUGGUUAGUGAAGGCGUGAGUGGAGAAGAAGAUAGUGAUGCUGAUGAUGAUGAUGAUAGCGAGGAAGAAGGGCCUCCUGAUUCUAAUGAGGUAUCGUCAAGCGCUGACUGAAACACAGCUUAAGUAUGUUGGAAUCUUAAAGCAUGGUUUGCGUUUGUGUUUGCAUAUUUCUUUUUUAAAAUAUGGUUUUUAAACAAAGUUAAUUUGUUAAUUUAUAAACAUAAAACGCAAACAAAAACCAAGUCUUAUGUUUUCAUUUGGUUGCUUAUGUAUUUUGCAAUAAGAGAUUUCAAAGAACUGAACUUUUUUUUCUUUU